Fonsecaea multimorphosa CBS 102226 is the source of this 2886-nucleotide messenger RNA. RefSeq lists its product as uncharacterized. NCBI's taxonomy places the organism in Eukaryota, Fungi, Ascomycota, Eurotiomycetes, Chaetothyriales, Herpotrichiellaceae. The record is from RefSeq and is a predicted model, not a curated record. Bases 1 to 2886 code for a protein of 961 amino acids. The transcript is spliced from 2 exons. Gene Ontology annotation, molecular function: protein binding.
AUGACCGUACCCAGUCGCGAACUAUGGCUCACUCCUGCAGACUCGCUUGUUACUCAUUCUAAGUUCUACCCCACAAAGAUCACGGUUUCCCACCACCAACUGCGACAUUUCAUCAGUUCGUCGGAGAAAGACCUCAUUUACUAUGUGUCAUGUAAGGACGUAUUUGUCCUCGACCUGGCAACCCAACAGAACUCGCUGAUCGCGACAAUACCCUUCGAGUCCCGAUGUUUGGCUGCCGACCUGGGCUGGGUCUGUGUGGGAGGAGAACAAAAUGGUGACUGCGCCUUCAUCAAGGUCGAGAAGGACGAACAUGAUCGGCCGACGUGCUUUGGUCAUGACAUGCAUAUUGAUUUGUUGGGAGGAGAAAUAGUCAACGCCAUGAGCAUUCACACAGUCCUGAACCAUGGCAAGACCCCCGACGAACCGGUAGUCUUGAUCAGUAAUAACGACAAGACCGUCAAGAUCUACUCUCUGGCUCAACGACAGGUGCUGACGACUCUACCGCAUCCCGUCCCAAUGAACUUCGCCGCCUUGUCUCCCGACUCCACGAUCCUUGCAGCAGUUGGGGACUCCGACCGUGUAUACUUCUAUCGACGACACCUGGAGGAAGACCGGGACAUGAUCGAUGGUUCUUCCGGCAGGUACGCCAAAUAUCACUGGCAGAUGUUCGCAAACCCGGCGGUGCCGACUGGUGAACCCGUCUAUGACGACCACAGCUUCGCAGUGACCUUCUCACCUUCCGGAUAUCUCUGCGCCGCUUCCUCCCAAGGUGGAUCAAUCUCGAUAUUCGACAUGCGACAUCUUCUGAGCAGUAAUGAAGCCGGUGAAUCAUCCAUAAUAUGCACCUUCAGGUCGUCACGCCAAGCUUUGUUUGGAUGCGUCAGGUCCAUGACCUUUUCUCCCGCACCGUGGGAUCUCCUAGUCUGGGCGGAAGACCACGGGAGAAUAGGUGUCGCGGAUGUGAGACAGUCCUGCGUUCGACGACAAAUAUUGGACCUCGAUCGUCUAAAGACAGAGGAAGUCAAGCUCGAAGAUGGAACUCCCGUCGCGUUUCGCAAUAUAGGUCACAAGGAACGGUUGAUGCAGCAGCGUCUCGCACGGUUAAGAGCCAUGCGUAGCUUGUCUUCCAGGGAGGUAGAUAACGAGCUAAGCGCUGAUGAUCUUCUCAACGAGUCUGGGCAGAGGCCUAAUCGCCGUGAUCUGGUCAACUACGAGGGCUUGGAUCUGGAUGCGCACCAAAGAUCGAUUGAUGAGGCGCUUGAUACCUUGAUGGACAACAUGGGACUACCCCCAGCCCGCCCGGCCAUUAUCAACUCUUCUUCCCCAGGUUGGAUUGCUGGGAGGUUAGCAAAUGAUGCUGCCUCACAGCCCCUAGGAACCGGUCGCCCGGUCGGUCCUCGCUCCCAUGAACCGAGAAGGAGAUCUUCUGUGGUUCUAUCCGAGCCCAAUCAAAGUCUAUAUCUCGAUCUCAACCCCAACUCUCGCGCAAGGCUGUCUGCCUCUCCCGCGAGGAUCGGCGACGACGAGGAUCGGUCAGCUAUGUCGACAAAUACUUUAACUCCAGCCUCCGGGUCUGAUUCACAGUCAGGACCCUCUUCUAUUCCGCCGAACGACCCCUGGCAUGUCAUUCAAACAGCACUUGAGUCGACUCGGGUAUCAGACUACACCAAUCGCAGUCGGGCGCUUCUUGCUCGGGUCGAAGCCGCCUUGGAAGCUGAACGGCAACUUGGUAGCCAACUGGAGCGUCAACUAGCCGACGAGAGACAAUUGUCACUCUUACUUCGGAGGCAGCUUGACAACCAACAGCGUCUACUCAGCGAGAACUCGAAUCAACUUGACCAACUCCGGGUGGCAGCAAGGGAGUCAAAUGACCGUAUUGCGGCUUCAUUGGAACGGAUCGCACAGCAACAGCUGACCUUUGAGCAACAGUACUUACAACAACGGUCGCAGGAAUUGCAGAGUGAGUUGAGAGUUGGAACGGAGUACUCUAGAAGACUGCAAAACGAGCGAGACCGGAUCUUGGGUGGUGGUUCGGGAACUGAUCAGAACGCUUCCACCCCUUCAGAUUCGAGCUCAGCCCGGACUACGACGCUGCCCACCACGAAUCUUAGAGCGUCCGGUCAGUCGGACAACGUUCCCGCCAUCCUCACGGAUUAUUCCGAGUCCAGCCGCCAGAGACUAGCCCAUAUCGAAAACUUGGAACGACAGGUACGCAGAGCAGAGUCAAGAGUCGCUCAGGCAGUCCUUGACACCCAAGCUCUGGAAAACGCGAUUCAGCACGACAUGGGUGCACGAUUCGCGGCCAUGCAAAGCACCCUCAAUGCGGCCGAAGCUCGAUUAGCAUCAAUCAGAACUCGGACCGUAGCCAACCUCAACGAGGCGACCACGGCAAGCAACACUGCUGGCGCAGGUUCGUCUCAGAGAGAGCCCCUACUCAUCAACCGGCCUUCGGUAGCCACCGCCGGCCUACGUAGAGGUCCCAUGCCCAUGCCGUCGGGUUCGCCAGCUCAGCGGGCCGGUGACAGUAGCGGUAAUGAGGCAGGACGUGUCGAUGUUGCCAGAUCUGGCGUUGCCGGUCGCGUUCCCGAUGCCGAUAUGCGCAUGGCACGAAUCAUGUUUUUGAGUGGCGUGUCCGGAAACAGAUCGAUCGAUGCCAACGGUAACUGGACGCCUCCAGCGAAUGAAUCGGGGUUGCACCGCGUUCUGGGUGCCGGUGGGAGGCCGAUGCUUGUAUCGGGAGGGCCGGGUCAGGUCGAGCUAGGCACAACGGGAAUAGCAUUCAGUCCGGAUGGGCAAUCCCUGUACGCCGGUUCUGAAGAAGGAAUCUUUGAAUUCAAGGUCAACCUCCGCGACCGCAUGGCCUUUCCUUCGUUCGAGGUGAGGUAA